AUGAUUUCAACUCUGGCACGGACCACAGCACAAAAAAAGAAACGCAAAAAACUCCCCAAGUCCUGCAAAUGAUCGAAUGGUGGUGAUUUUACUAUUGCCGCCAUAUUCAACAAAUGGCUGUGAUGGAAGAAGUUCAAACGAUAGCAGUAGCCCCGCCACAACAGCAUCUACAACAUCGACCGGUGACACUGCCAUACCGGCGGCCAGCUAUGCAGCCGGUCAAUAUCAACCAAAGAUCGGCCAAGAGGACCAACAAUACCGGGGACACGGAAAUGACGCAUGGAACUAUCAGUACCACAACACAACACCGACAACAACUGACGAAGAGAGUAAUACUAGUCAUUAUCACUGUUUUCAGAGUCCAGGUUCAAUAUCACCACCCCCGCCACCAUUACCCACAAGCAAACCACCGAGUUAUGUUCCUUUUGGCAGUGACUGGCUGCCGCCGCCGCCACCGCCCGCACCAGAGCCCAAGCUGUGUAAUGUUGUACCAAAACCACCCCGUUAUCGAUCACAGCCAACAUUGGAGACCAUACUGGAACAUGUUGUCAGUGAUCCAGUCCAGUCCACAACAUCCAAUGAGAGAGUGGCACAGACAACACAAGGAACACAAAUGUUCACAGGCUCAUAUCCAGCUGCGGGCGCCUAUUAUCCUACGAAUAGCGGUGGUCCACUUCCUCCGGCUCCUUCUGCUCCACCUGCAAAUAACAAGAACAACAAAAACAAAACCCACAAAUCUUCGUACAACUACAGCAAUAACAAUAAUUCUAAUUAUUUUACUAACACCACCACCACUAACUAUGUCCGACACGUAACCCGUGUUAAUUUCUAUGAUGUCGAUACUUCCCAGGUCGAGUACGAAUCUAGAGAUUACGAUGGCGAUGAUGCUGUGGCUGAAAAUAAAGAUGACUGUGAUCUGGACGAUGAUAAUGAUUGUAAUAUAGAAGCUAUAACCAAAGAAGAAGAAUGGAUAACAAAACGAAAAACCGAACUUACCACAACCCGUCAAAUCGAAACCCAUGUCAAGCGUCAAAUACGUUUUGAAGAUGGCAAAGUUAUUGAGGAUUCUGGUCCCAUUGUAUCAACAAAUACCACCGAGGAUACGGAUAAACAAGAAACUGAAACGACAGAGAAACAUGAUUUGGGCCUACCUUUAACCAGCCUAAACGGUGGUGGAGUAGAUGGCAAAACAAAAGGUGCUCUACCACCUGGUACCACCGGAUCAAAAAAUGGAGAAUUGGCUGAGUUGGCGGGCAGCGGAGGUACCCUUGUUAAAACUAUGGUACCCAGACCGGCUGAUGGUCUGGUUAGAGAGAUCAAUGACAAGCGUGUAGUGUCUCAUGAAGAAACCAAGAAUUACAUCGAAGUGGAAGAUGUACAACAUCGUGGUGAUUUUUCCGAUGAGGCCUUCGUAAAAGCUGUUACAAGUGGAGUUGAGAACGUCGAAGAAGUACUGUUUUCGCCAGACAGCCAAAAACAAUUGGUCCCAACCGGUCCCCGAGUAGUUGCCAAUAAAACCAAAUCCUUUAAGACCAUCGAUUCGGAGGAUGUUGUAAAACGUUCCCUGGCCCAAGAGGAUGGUAAAAUUAUAACCGAACAAAAGAAGACAACCGAGCAUGAGAUAAUUGUCGACAAGGAAUUGUCGGACGACGACGAGGCUAAAUCGACUGGAAGUCAGGAACGUGUAAAAACUUUAGAAACCAAUCAACGAUUUUUCAAACAACGGGAUGAACAACAUGUGGACUUGGUCAAAGAUGGCAAAGUGGUAGGCACAGAAAUGAAAUACGCCGCCGAAACCAUGCAAAUGGAUAAUGACGAUAUGUUGGAACGUCCUGAUGAUUGGGAUAGUUUAUCAGAUCGUAUGCGAAAAAUGCGUAAACCGUACAAUAAAUCUGUAAUGCAGCACCCUAAAGCCGGUGGCAUAUUGAUGGACCGCAAAGAUGCCUUAACUAAAAGGCCUUUGGAUUUCGACAGGGAAGAAGAGACUCGUAAAGGCGAAACAAUUAAAUGGCUAGAAUCUCAUUUCGGCAGCGAAUCGACAGCUUCAAACGACUCCCGUGAAGACGAAACGGAUGUCAUUGAACCCACAAAGCGUACUUAUUUCAAUGUAACCAUUAAAUCGAAUCAAAAUCAAUCACCUACCAACAAUACUCCUUACGAGUCUGGCGACAACAAGAAACCAUUUGUAAAACGCAAUGUGGAACCCAUUAAUGGUUCCACUGCCACUACCAAUGGAGCCAAAUACUAUCAGGGCAUCUCGAAUUGGAGUAAUCGCAAAGAACCGAUAGUGCCCGCACCAACUACAACUCCUGCCAAUCAUUUUGCCUCUAAGGCAUUUCGUGAUGAUCUCCAUGCGUCCAUUGAACGUAGCCAAUUGAGAAAAAAUAGCGCCGUUUAUGCCUCAAAGGACAACUUGAAUUCCGAUAAUGCGCCAUAUGUCAAAUCGAACCCCAGCGACAGUUAUGUCAGUCGCGAGGAUAUUCUACAACAAAAACGUCAGAGUCUUUCUUCACAAUUUCUGGCUCGAUCAAGACAAAAUUCCCGCGAUCGUCUAGAUGAUGUUGAUAGAAUUCCCGCCCAGCCUUCCUAUGAGGAUGAUGAGCGUUAUAUAAGCGGGUCACGUACAGAUCUCCAUUAUGGCUUAAAUGUCAAGGAGAAGGAAAAGCGAAGUUAUACCCGCGCAGAGGUAUUGGAUGAACCAGAUUCACCAGCACCACCUCGUAAGGCCUCUUAUGUGGAGGAAAGGGCUAAAAGUUACGAGCGCACAUUUGUGGAGAACAAUCGCUACAAUUCCUUGCAGAGGUCAGACAAAGGUACACCCCAACGUGAAAUCGCCACACUGGAAAGGCCUGUGGUGCCCCAAAGGCGACGCAACGGCGAAAAGAAGCUGAGGCAGCAACACGAACCGGUAAUGCUCGACCUUAAGACGCCCAUGGAAAUAAAUGUUCCACCACCAGACUACUCUCCACCACCGCGUAGUCGUUCAUCUUCACCACACGAUGACUUCCACAAGGUUCGAGCCAAAUCCUAUCCACAUCAGCUGUACACGAACUCAUCGACGCAGGAACAGCUAUCGGCACGGGAAACUAGCACUCUGAUGAGAAAACAAAACCAACGUACCCGAUUUGCUCGCAAUACUCCAUCACCACCACCCAGUGCCGGAAUGCACCACCACCAUCAUCAUCAAAGUCAGACCCUGCGACCCAGCAUGUUGACACAGACCACUCAAACCCAGACAACACCCUCAACCAUCUCUACGUCCACCGUGCAAUCGCAUCGUUCCAGCAAGGUGGGUAGUGCUAUUGGGAAUUCCUUGCGUAAACUGGUUGGCAAACUAAGAUCGGCUAGUGUUGAGCGUAAGUUGCGUAUGAAAUCCAAAUCAAAGUCUCGUGACCACUCCCCAGCUCCGCCAGCAGCCACUUCCGUUGCCCAAAACCAACGUAACAUUACCACCUAUCAACAAUAUAAUGUCAUUGACGGCCACAUAGGUGGUGGAGGAGGAGGGGGAGGUACUCACCACAACACCACCUCACACGAAGAAUCUGAAGAUGAACUGUCCACCCAUCAACGUAUUCAGUAUCAGGCAAGCAAAACGGGUGACAGUGUCUACAGCAACGCUAGUGCUGAUCGCCGAGCUAUGCUGCACUCUACGACCUCGCAUCCGGUGAUGGGUAGUGGUGGGCACCGUGACAAUUAUCGACGACAGGAAAGUCUGGUUAGUCCUAAGCAACGUUACUAUUUGGGAGAGGAUCCAUACUCAAGUACCCUCUAUGGCAAGGAAAAUGUCCAGGACAAUGGCAAGCAACAGCGUAAUGGAGGAACCACCAACAUUCAUUACAAUGGACGUGAAAAUAACUCGACGUCCAGCCACACUCUUGGACGCUAUCAGAAAGGAAAUUCUCGCUUCAGCGGAUCAACGCCAAACUUGAAUUCCGGGUAUCGUACUACCCAGACUUUGCCGCGAAAACUAAACGAACAACAGCAGCCAACCAUCCAUCAGUACGAAACUCAAACCAUGAACAUCUCACGGUCCAAUGUUACGGGGAAGGUUCAGAGCAAACUGCGCCAGCAGCAGCAACAACAGGCCGAACAACGUAUUGCCUAUCAACCGAUUGGGCAAAACACAGGUCCCCUCAAGCCUGCCCGAACCUAUGCCAAAUCGUUGAAUCGCAGCAAAAGUUUCAGUGUUCAUGCAAUGAAUGGCAGCAACGAUCCUAGUCCCAUUUACAUGGAAAAACUGAACGGCAACAGCAACAACAACUAUCACAACAAUCUUCAAUCUAGCCAUGCAUACAAGUCAAAUCCUCAUCUCUACUCUAGCUCAAAGGAAAACAGUAUCCAGCAAACACCACUCAAGAGCCCGUCGAUUGUAAAUUUGAUAAGCAGAAGUCAAAGGGAUCUAACAAAAAUCGGUACCAACGAAGAUGAAUCGGACACCUACGGCGAGAGACAGCCCUAUCCGAAUAAUCGCAAAUACUAUGACGAGAGAAAGGCUACACCACCCUAUAGAUCAGGAUCACACAUCGAUGAGGAAUACAAAUAUCGUGCACCGGGUCACUAUCAUCUUCAACAGAAACAUUCGUUGGAUUCAAGAGGCUCAGUGGAAAUCAAUAAGGAUACUGCCAGCAUUAUACGGCAUGAGGAAUAUGUGCGAUCGAAACGUGCCCCACCACCUGCCGGUUCUACAAUUAUUAAAGUACGCAACAUGGACUAUCGGAAGUAAUGACGAUGUCGACG
Musca vetustissima is the source of this 4737-nucleotide messenger RNA. RefSeq lists its product as uncharacterized. The record is from RefSeq and is a predicted model, not a curated record. The coding region runs from base 77 to 4723 and encodes 1548 amino acids. The transcript is spliced from 7 exons. NCBI's taxonomy places the organism in Eukaryota, Metazoa, Arthropoda, Insecta, Diptera, Muscidae.